This is a messenger RNA of Aureobasidium namibiae CBS 147.97, 1458 nucleotides long. RefSeq names its product high-affinity nicotinic acid transporter. Bases 1 to 1458 code for a protein of 485 amino acids. Gene Ontology annotation, cellular component: membrane. Gene Ontology annotation, biological process: transmembrane transport. Gene Ontology annotation, molecular function: transmembrane transporter activity. Lineage: Eukaryota; Fungi; Ascomycota; Dothideomycetes; Dothideales; Saccotheciaceae. The transcript has 4 exons. The record is from RefSeq and is a predicted model, not a curated record.
AUGUCGCUCGAACACAAGAACAGAUUCAACGACACUGCACUACCGGACGAGAAGUCCGACACUUCUAUCGGCGGAAUCGAAGAUUUGAGCUAUGAUAGCGAGGCAGAAAAGAAGGUGCUGAGGAAGUUCGACAAGUUUCUGCUACCACCUCUUGCCAUCAUUCUGCUUGUCGCCUACCUGGACAGAUCGAAUCUCGGAAACGCAAAAGUCUUUGGUUUUGAAGAUGGUAUCGGUCUUGUCGGAAACCAGUUCAAUACGAUUUCGACUCUCUUCUACCCGUUCUACGUUCUGUUCGAGGUGCCUUGGACUAUGGCAGUCAAACGAUUUGGUGCCGAUCGUGUUCUGGGUAUCGCUAUGAUCGCCUGGUCUGUCAUUACUCUUGCCACAGGCUUCAUCCAGAAUUACUCGCAAGCAAUUGCCGUCAGAGUGCUGCUUGGAGCUUUCGAGGCUGGCCUGGUGCCGUCGGUGGUAUUUAUAAUCAGUACGAUUUGGGAAAGAGAAAAGCAGAGCAAGAGAGUUGCUAUCAUUUAUGGAUGCAAUUGUCUUUCAGGUGCCUUUGGCGGUUUGAUUGCUUAUGGUAUCGAAAGCAUGGGUACGAGACAUGGGCUCGAGUCUUUCCGUUGGCUGUUCAUCGUUGAAGGGGCCAUAUCAAUUGUCUUAUGCGGCAUCUGCUGGGCUGUGCUGCCCAGAAAUGCAGAGACAGCAUGGUUCCUGAACGCCGAAGAAAAAGCCAUCAUGGUUGCUAGGAAACAACGCAAUCUUGUCACCAGAGGCACGGAGGAGUUCUCCUGGUCUCAUGUCCGCGUUGCUUUCACCGAUCCAAUCAUCUACAUUGCGUCGGCCAGCUUCUUCUCCGCUUCCAUUGCUCUUUUCGGCUUUGGUACUUUCCUUCCGACUAUCAUCAAAGGGCUUGGAUAUACUUCCUUACAAGCAAACUACCUGACCAUCCCGGUCUAUGUCUUCGCCACUCUGACCCUCAUCACAGCAACAUUCACAUCCGACCGUCUCAAAAAAAGAGCAGCCGUCCUAGUUGUCCUGCCUAUCGCCCCGAUCAUUGGCUACAUCAUUGCCUGCGGCACCGCAAGCCAUGCAGCCGGCUACUUCGCCAUGUUCCUCUGCGGCGGUGGCAUCUACAGCUACAACUGUUUGAUUCUCACUUGGAUAUCAACGAACCUCGCUCCCGAUUACAAGCGCAGUAUGGCUAUGCCAUUCUUCGUUUCACUUGCCAACAUCUCAGGAGUUGUUUCGUCGAACAUUUAUCCUAGUGUCGAUGGGCCUAGGUAUCUGAUGGGCAACGCGGUUAGUGCUGGUAUGGAGACGUUGGCGCUUUGCGGUGUGGUGGUUGUGUGGUGGACCUUGAGGCGCAGGAACCAGGAGAAGGAGAAGUUAAGCGUGCAAGGUGUUGAGAACAAUGGCAAGAUUGGAGAUCAAGCGUUGGAGUUUGUGUAUAACCUCUGA